Molecule: messenger RNA, 3489 nt
Organism: Thunnus maccoyii (southern bluefin tuna)
Lineage: Eukaryota; Metazoa; Chordata; Actinopteri; Scombriformes; Scombridae
Product: MAP/microtubule affinity-regulating kinase 3-like
Exons: 18
Coding region: 634-2916 (760 amino acids)
Biological process (GO): tRNA methylation; protein phosphorylation; intracellular signal transduction
Cellular component (GO): tRNA (m1A) methyltransferase complex; cytoplasm; nucleus
Molecular function (GO): protein serine/threonine kinase activity; ATP binding
Source: RefSeq, a predicted model, not a curated record
CCGUGAACGCAUCCUAAUCCAACCCAGCCGCUGAGUAGCCAUUUUGGUCCCACCUAAAACAGACAGAGCAGCUUCACUUUGGGCCGCCGGAGAUGGAAGAAACCGAGCCGACGGCGAGUAUUUCAGCCACCAAAACCUUCUGAAUCCCUCCAAGAAACAUUGACGGGUGACAUUAGACGCCAUGGCUCGUUGCUAGACUGACUUGUUAUUGUGAAAAGAAAGCCUAAGGGCGAUUUUUUUUUUUUUUUUUUUUGGAAGUGGCGACCGACACCGACAGCGCCUUAACGUUAGUUUAGUUAGCUUCACUGACUCAAACACAAACGGAUAGACGGUGCUGAUUUCGUUUUGCUGUCGAGGACGGAGUGUACGCGCCAUGUAAAUAUCUAAACAUUACAUUAUUAUGCUCUUUAGUGGAGGAUUUUUUUUUCGGUGUCUUAACAGUUCAGGUGCUCGGCUCUAACACGUCCGGUCUGGUUUGAAAAUUGUCACGAUCCAUGCUGAGACUGUUUCCUCGGAGAGAGCUGCAAAGCAAAAGCAAUAAUUUUUGCGUUUUUUCGGCUGCCAGACUGACGAAGGAGUCGGUGGAUUUUUGGACGUCAGAGGGCGACUGGUUAAAGGAAGGACGAAUAAAAGAUGUCAACAAAAACUCCUUUGCCUACCGUCAACGAGAAGGUGACGGAAAGUCACACGUCUCACAGCAAUGGGCGUCAGGAGAUCAGCACGCGCUCGGCCCGCACCGGCGUGCGUCCCCGCAGCUCCGAGGAGCCGCAGCAGCCCCACGUCGGCAACUACCGGCUGCUCAAAACCAUCGGGAAGGGCAACUUCGCCAAGGUCAAACUGGCCCGACACAUCCUCACCGGCAGAGAGGUGGCAAUUAAGAUAAUAGACAAGACACAGCUGAAUCCAAACAGCCUUCAGAAGCUCUUCAGAGAAGUAAGAAUAAUGAAGAUCUUGAAUCAUCCCAAUAUAGUCAAGCUCUUUGAAGUGAUUGAGACGGAGAGGACACUUUACCUGGUGAUGGAGUACGCCAGCGGAGGAGAGGUCUUUGACUACCUGGUUGCACAUGGAAGAAUGAAGGAAAAAGAGGCCAGGGCUAAAUUUAGACAGAUCGUAUCGGCGGUGCAGUACUGCCACCAGAAGCACAUCGUUCACAGAGACCUCAAGGCUGAGAACUUGCUCCUCGACGCAGACAUGAACAUCAAGAUCGCCGAUUUCGGCUUCAGCAACGAGUUCACUCUGGGCAACAAGCUGGACACGUUCUGCGGCUCCCCGCCGUACGCCGCGCCGGAGCUUUUCCAGGGAAAGAAGUACGACGGGCCGGAGGUGGACGUCUGGAGCCUGGGGGUCAUACUGUACACGCUGGUCAGCGGCUCGCUGCCCUUUGAUGGACAGAACCUCAAGGAGCUGCGUGAGCGGGUGCUCAGAGGGAAGUACCGCAUCCCUUUCUACAUGUCCACAGACUGCGAGAACCUCCUCAAACGCUUCCUGGUGCUCAACCCGGCCAAGCGGGGUACUCUCGAGGUGAGGGAGGACGCAGAAAAUCAAAUCAUGAAGGAUCGAUGGAUCAACGCAGGAUUUGAAGAAGACGAGCUGAAGCCUUACGGCGAACCAGAGCUGGACAUCACGGAUCAGAAGAGAAUAGAUGUGAUGGUGGGGAUGGGAUACAACCUGGAGAAGAUCCAGGACUCUCUGGCCAAGAUGAAGUAUGACGAGAUCACAGCCACCUACCUGCUGCUGGGCAGGAAGGCCUCUGAGUUGGAGCCCAGCGAGUCGGCCUCCAGCAGCAACCUGUCUCUGGCCAAACCCAGACCCAACAGCGAGCUCAACGGCCAGUCGCCCUCCCACCUCAAAGUCCAGAGGAGCGUCUCCUCCAACCACAAACAGAGACGUUACAGUGAACAAGUCGGUCAGAACGUCCCUCCUGGGAUGGCUCAUCCGAAGAGGAGUCAGACCACCACAGCGGAGAACAGCGCCAAGGAGGAAGGUGGAGUCCAGCUCCGUAAACCCAGCACCCCGGGGAGCCGCGGCGCUCCACCUGCCAGCCCUCUGUUGGGCAACGCCAACAACCCCAACAAGGCCGACAUCCCUGACCGCAGGAAAGGCGCCACCACCGGCCCGAGCAAUAACACUGCGUCAGCAGGCAUGACCAGGAGGAACACGUACGUCUGCAGCGACAGGAACAACACGGACCGCCUCUCCGUCAUUCCCAACGGGAAGGAGAACAGCAGCGUCGCCGUGUCGCCCGGCGGCCAGAGGAACCCAGUGGCGUCCACCCACAGCAUCGCCAACGCCACCACGCCCGACAGACUGCGCUUCCCGCGAGGCACCGCCAGCCGCAGCACCUUCCACGGGGGCCAGCUGAGAGACCGCCGCACCGCCACGUACAACGGCCCGCCGGCCUCCCCCACCCUAUCCCACGACGCCACCCCGCUCUCCCAAACCCGCAGCCGUGGAACCAGCAACCUUUUCUCCAAACUCACCUCCAAACUCACCCGCAGAAACAUGUCAUUCAGGUUUACCAAAAGAGUCUCAACCGAGUUUGAGAGAAACGGGAGACUUGAGGGCUCAAGUCGCCAUGUACCUGGGGAUCAAAAAGGGGAAAAUAAAGACAGUAAACCCCGCUCCCUCAGAUUCACUUGGAGUAUGAGGACCACCAGCUCCAUGGAGCCUUGUGAUAUCAUGCGGGAGAUUCGCAAGGUGCUCGACGCCAACAACUGCGACUACGAACAGCAAGAGAGUUUCCUGCUUCUUUGCGUCCACGGAGACGGGCGCGCCGAAAACCUGGUCCAGUGGGAGAUGGAGGUUUGCAAGCUGCCCCGUCUCUCCCUCAACGGCGUCAGGUUUAAACGGAUAUCCGGAUCAUCCAUCGCUUUCAAAAACAUUGCUUCCAAAGUUGCCAACGAGUUAAAGCUAUGAACAAAAGGGUUUAAAAGUAUACAUAUAUAUAUCUAGAAGUAUUUAAGCUGUACAAUCAUCCAAGUAGCAGUUUCCAAAUGUCUCCUUUUUUUAAAAAAACAAAAUACAGAGUAUGUAUUGAAUAUUAUAAUGUAUAGGUUAAGGCUUUUGGCAAUAAUCACUGAAUUACCUACUAAUAUCUCAGUCUAUUCUGGCCACACGGGGUCGACAUUAACGAGUUGAAUAUGAUUUGUCAUGCUGUGAAUGUGGACAAAAAAAGCAUUUCUAGUCUUAUUUAUUUCAUCUUUUCUCUCUCUCUCUCUCUCUCUCUCUCUCUCUUUAUCUCUCUCUCUCUCCUGGAAAAGAAAAAAAAUUACGUAGCGUUUUUUUUUGUUUUCAGUGUAAAUAAUGUAUCUUACUUUCAAGACAGCUUCACUGCAAUACUCAUUUUGUUUCUUCCUUUUUUUUUUUUUUUUUUCUUUUUUCUUUUUGUAUUUCGUUACAAAGUAGAGAUGAUGGGGGGGGGGAGUCCGUGUAAAUGCCCACAUGGUUAAGGGUCACUCAUGUCUCAAUUAAAGUGUCUGUCAACUUGAA